AUGCCCGCUAUCAAUUUCCUGUCCUCUGAGACGGAUACACUCUCUAACAAUCUGCGUGGUUUGACAUUCCGUCUUCGGGAGUUGAAACUAAAGCAGACGGUACUCUCCCUUGACUGGCUGUUUCCUCUGGACGAAUUCUGCCAGCCAGCACCCCAUACCACAGGCUACUAUUGCCCUCAUCUGGAGAACAUCUCUCUGUACGGAGUUCCCGAAUACCUCCCAUCAGGCGACUACCUCUUCCAUUACCCCCCAGCUCGUGAGGCAGAAUAUGCCGCCAUCGAAGACUGGGAAGAGGCAAUCUGCGAGAUGGUAGAUGAGCAGGCUCGUCUGACGGAACCUAUAAGGCAGGUUGUAUGA
This is a messenger RNA of Aspergillus sclerotioniger CBS 115572, 357 nucleotides long. RefSeq lists its product as uncharacterized. Lineage: Eukaryota; Fungi; Ascomycota; Eurotiomycetes; Eurotiales; Aspergillaceae. The coding region runs from base 1 to 357 and encodes 118 amino acids. The transcript is spliced from 2 exons. The record is from RefSeq and is a predicted model, not a curated record.